GUGCCGGUGACGUUUGACGACGUGUCCGUGUAUUUCAAUGACAAGGAAUGGGAGAAGCUGGAGGAGUGGCAGAAGGAGCUGUACAAAAACGUGAUGAAGGGGAACUAUGAGUCGCUGAUCUCGCUGGACUAUGCAAUUUCCAAACCUGGUGUUUUGUCUCAGAUCGAGCAAGGCGAGGAAGUACGGGUCAGGAAUGAGCAGGACUUGGAGGAGAGCGAGAUCAUAACGGAUGCCACUGCAGCUGGUAUAAGGGUUGUGAUCAAAACGGAGGAGCUCCUUCCUGAAGACAGCCCCGAAAACCCUGAGCUGCACGGGAUGUCGGGGCAGUCGGAGGGGAGCUUCCAGAGUCCGGACGAGGAGGCAGCCUGCGAGAGCCCCUACGGCUCCGUCUCCCCUCCGAGGGACCUCCCAGGAACCAGCCUGGGUGACUCAUCCGAAUAUGUAGCGGACUUCAACGAGAUCCAGAGAGUCAUCGUUCACCACGGGAGCUGCACAG
Phaethon lepturus (White-tailed tropicbird) is the source of this 496-nucleotide messenger RNA. RefSeq names its product zinc finger protein 777-like. The annotation marks the transcript as partial. The transcript has 3 exons. Gene Ontology annotation, biological process: regulation of DNA-templated transcription. Lineage: Eukaryota; Metazoa; Chordata; Aves; Phaethontiformes; Phaethontidae. The record is from RefSeq and is a predicted model, not a curated record.